CUCAACACGUUUUCGUUUUGGGGGCACGUCGAAUCAGUUGUUGAACGCCUUUGCAAGCAAAUUCAUCAUGUUGCACGCCUUCGUUCUAAUCGUUUGUGUCGCAGCAGUCUCAGCAAAUGCAGGAACGAUUGAUGAGGGAUCAGAGAGAAUUGCAGGGGGCAAUCGUGUCAACAACACGGAGCAAUUUCCGUUCGUCGUGUCGAUCUCUUAUCGAUAUCAACACAUCUGUGGUGGAUUUAUUUAUAACGCCAGGUGGAUCGUGACUGCAGCAUCUUGCGUCAUGGGAAAAUCUCCUCGGGAUUUGAAUAUAACCAUUGGCGCGUGCUCACUUAUCACUCCCGAGCCGGAGGAACAGUCCAUCAGCAUAGCCGACCUGGUUCCGUAUAGUGGUUUUAAUCCAGCGUCUGUGACUCACGAUAUCGCGCUGAUUGAGCUAUCCCUGCCGAUCGUGUUUCGCAACACAGCUCAACCUAUCCGCUUUAGCACAGUCGACGAACUUGCGCAACCCUUGGAAGGAACCGUCAUCGGAUGGGGAGCACCUUAUGAAGGAGGGCCCCCAUCUGCUCGACUUCUAUGUGGCACUAUGGAUAACCUUCACGCCAAUUGCAGUACGUACCAAGUUAACGAGUACAUUGAGGAGUAUAUGAUUUGCGCUGGCUCCGAGUCAGGGACUGUCGCACCUUGCCAGUUUGACGAAGGAUCACCUUUGGUUCAAGAAACUAAUACGGGAGGGGUUCCAGAGUUGAUAGCGAUUGGCAUCAUGUCGAAGAAUCAAGGCUGUUCAAAUGCUAUGAUCCCAACGGUUUACACUCGCCUGUCGGCUUAUUCCUCCUGGCUUAUUCAAACCGCAGGUCCUCAAGUCAGCACAAACGUCUUUGUGCCACAGUUUUAAACGGAAAUAGAUAUUCAUGUGUUAAUUUGCAUUGUUGUAUAAGAAGAAAUCAAUGGCCACUCCGAGUGCCAACUCUGAGAUUCACUAAUGGAUGAAACGUUUGUAACGAAAAAAACAAAAUUAUUUUGUAAGGGGAAAAACAUGUGUCGAAAUGUUUGCUGGUUUGAGGUUCCAAAGUUU
Messenger RNA from Daphnia carinata, 1072 nucleotides. RefSeq names its product complement factor D-like. Gene Ontology annotation, molecular function: serine-type endopeptidase activity. The record is from RefSeq and is a predicted model, not a curated record. NCBI's taxonomy places the organism in Eukaryota, Metazoa, Arthropoda, Branchiopoda, Diplostraca, Daphniidae. Gene Ontology annotation, biological process: proteolysis. The coding region runs from base 68 to 892 and encodes 274 amino acids. The transcript has 6 exons.